Ceutorhynchus assimilis (cabbage seed weevil) is the source of this 1962-nucleotide messenger RNA. The record is from the annotation of a GenBank genome assembly. Lineage: Eukaryota; Metazoa; Arthropoda; Insecta; Coleoptera; Curculionidae.
CGUCACUUCAAAAUGGCCAACUAAAAGCAACGUUGCUACAUGUCAUUUCGGAAAACAAAAAUAACAUUUUAAAAGGGUUUAGUGUUUAAAAUUCAAUUUAAUAAUUAAUUAUUAAUGAUUAUAAUAAUUAAAAUUCCCCAAAUAAAUCAUAGGAAACUUGUUUUUAGUUUAAUUUCAAUGAAAAUGACAUUACAAGGUUUUCUUAUUGAUUAUAGUGAGUAAGACAAAGACAAGAUAAAGUAGUAUGUGUUUGCAAAAACCACCGUUUUCUGAAAAAAGUAAAAAUCUUGAGAAAACCAACAUUCCAAAGCCAAUUUGAUAAAACUAAAGUUUUUGAAUAUUCCCUAUUCUUUGAUCGGACGCUAAAAAUCGAAUUUUAAAUACUUCCGGUUUUUAAUUAGCUCUAAAUUAUCCGAUGACCAAUAGAAUUAUAAACUAGGCCCCGUGAUUAAAAUAACUCUAGCCCUUCGGGCUCGCGUAUAACUCCGGCCCUUCGGGCUCGCGUAUAACUCCGGCCCUUCGGGCUCGCGUAUAACUCCGGCCCUUCGGGCUCGCGUAUAACUCCGGCCCUUCGGGCUCGCGUAUAACUCCGGCCCUUCGGGCUCGCGUAUAACUGUGGCCCUUCGGGCUCGUAUUACUCCGGCCCUUGGGGCCGGUAUUACUGUAUCCCAGAUUCACAGAUAUUUGUCGUGGAGGCGUGGGAUUGAUUGAAAUAAAUGUUGUCAGAUUUUUCUAAAUUACAUUGAAAUAUCGAAAAUUGGAAAGUGUAAUUUGUUAAUUAUUAUUUUAAUUAGAAAUCAGGAAUAAGAAAUUGAGAUUGAAUUUUCAAUUUUUUGGGAGAGGUUUAGCCUCCCCUGCCUCCUCUGACGAGCCGCCACUGACAGGGUCAUAGAUACAAUAUAUAGUGUAGACUAAUAGAAAAUCGACUUGAUGAGUAAGAUAAUAGUUUAAAAUUAUUAAAAAAGAGCGACCUGAAACCCUCCCAAAAUGACUAUCAUUCCUAAAAUUUUCUAGAUGUUAAAACUCAAACAUUCGAAAUUCAAAUUUAAAAAGUAUUAAUGUGUAACACAAUCUUCGAGAUAAGAAAUUAAAAUUACUCAUAAAAUGCCAACUCAAGCAAAAGCUCGUAUGUCCAGUGUGAAUAACGUUCAUAUUUCAAAGGGAAACCCAAAUAAACAUUUCAGCAUAUUUUUAAUCUGUGUUUUUCAACCAACGCAUAGUGUGUAUCGGUUUGCGAGUGCCAGUAGGUAUAGCCACGCUUUUUUAUUAAAUAAAACGGGAAGUUUGUUUGUGAAUUAUUGUAAAGUUGGUUUUUCGUUUAUCUAAUAUUUAAACAUGGAAAAUAAAGAAUUUCCACCAGCUUACUCUGACGAGCCCCCAAUACCACUAGCUUCUGGAAUUCAAAAUGUUUACGCCUCACCUUCUUCGCCAACAUUUGAACCACCAUACAUGUCAGCCCCUCAACAGCCGCAACAACAGCAACCCCAACCCCAAGUUACUAGGGUAACUGUUGUGCCAGGAGGUGAAAAUUUCAUUCCGGGUUCUUGUCCAGUUUGUAGGAACACAUCCUGGACUGGAACUUAUUCAUGUUUCGCUUGGUUCCUGUGCCUUUUCUGUUUUUGGAAUUUCGGGCUUUGCUGCUGCUUGUGCAUGAGAAAGAAAAAGUGCACCCAGUGUGGAUUCGCCCUUAAUUAAUUUGAGUUUUAUAUUCUUGGUAAUUUUACCAAUAAUGAUUUUUGAAGAAGUAUUAGUUUUGUUAAGUCUAUAAUUUAGGUUUAGUUUUUUUACGUUAAGCAUAAAAUUAUUUUGAGAAAAGUCCUAAACAUUUUGGAAUUAAAUUUUUUUCAUGUUAAAGUAAUGGUGAUAAAAAAUAACAAUGGAACAUGAAAUAUUAUUAGUAUUGGACGUUUAUUUGCUUAUUUUCAAUUAAGUUUCUACACUGCUCUGUUAUUAAAAGUGCCA